AUCUGCACAGGCCACGCGAGGAAGAAAACAACGAGCAACCUGUCCUACCUACCAACCAGACAGCCUUGCUUCCAUUGGGGACAAAAUACUAGCCUCCAUCCACAGGUAGGAUCCAGUGGCAGGGCCCGACGACUCCCAGACACUCCGCCAAUCAAUCCUCCGCGGAUGGCCGCCGAGACGACUGCCCCGCCGCCACCGUCGUCUCUCCCUUCUCCGGCAGCCGCCGCCGCCACGCCUCGUCAUCCGAGACUGUCGGGGUUCGAGCACCUGGACGCGCGCGUCAAGGAGCUGACCUCGUCGCAGUCGGAGUUGCUGGAGAGGAUCCAGAAGCUGAAACAGGAGGUGCACAAAUGGCGCUCCAACGUAGAGACUCAGGUCAACACAUGCCAGAAUGAACUCCAUGGUCUGAAGAAGGGACUUGACUCUGAAGUGGAGCAGCUGAAAUCGGAAAUGGAGGAGAUUAGGUCUGCAAUCCAGGAAGAGAAGGGCAAUCUACCUGCGCAAAUCACACAUUCGGAGAUGAGCAAUAACGACACAGAACAAGCCCGGCAGACUCAAGACCAAGCAUCGAAGGUUGAUACUGAUGCUAGUAUGGAAGAACAAACAGCAACAGAACCAUGAAUCAGCGCUUCCUUCCAGAGGUGAAGUUUGUGUUACUGGACAUUCACCUCCUUUCGAUGGAUCAAAAAGGAAAAAAGGUGGCAAAUACACUAGAUCACAUGGAGUAUUCUUGUUAUCUUUGAAUCCAUAUCAUCAGCUGCAAAUAUCUCUAUACCUGUACCAGGAAAUUCAACAUUUCAGAGUUGUAAAGAGCUUCAUUACAUGUACAAGAAUUGCUUCUUUUGUAACAAUUCCAUGUAUACAAGUUCAAUUUUCAAAUGAAGUAUGCACAAUAACCUCUGGUUCUACACA
This is a messenger RNA of Panicum virgatum (switchgrass), 912 nucleotides long. RefSeq lists its product as uncharacterized. The transcript is spliced from 7 exons. The coding region runs from base 166 to 621 and encodes 151 amino acids. The record is from RefSeq and is a predicted model, not a curated record. Lineage: Eukaryota; Viridiplantae; Streptophyta; Magnoliopsida; Poales; Poaceae.